Molossus molossus (Pallas's mastiff bat) is the source of this 3458-nucleotide messenger RNA. It is a transcript of the gene TMEM67, whose product is annotated as transmembrane protein 67. Gene Ontology annotation, cellular component: MKS complex; ciliary transition zone. Gene Ontology annotation, biological process: cilium assembly. The record is from RefSeq and is a predicted model, not a curated record. Lineage: Eukaryota; Metazoa; Chordata; Mammalia; Chiroptera; Molossidae. The transcript is spliced from 28 exons. The coding region runs from base 6 to 2993 and encodes 995 amino acids.
GCACCAUGGUAAUGGAGGGCUGUGGGGCUAGGGUAGCAAUGGCGGUUUGGUCCACCUCAAAGAUCACGGCUGUGACUGUGUUUCUCCAGUUGGUCCUCCCUCGCGUCUCACAGGCCCAGACCUUCUCCUUCCCUUUCCGGAAGCCCGAGACCUGCGGCCACAACCAGUAUUUCGAUAUCUCCGCUCUCUCCUGUGUCCCCUGUGGAGCCAACCAGAGGCAGGACGCCCAAGGAACUUCAUGUGUAUGUCUACCAGGAUUUCAGAUGAUCUCUAAUAAUGGAGGAGCUGAUAUUAUUUGUAAAAAGUGCCCGGAAGACAGGAAAGGUGUUACCAAAGAUGGCUGGAACUGCACUUCUUGCCCUGGUAGUUUAACUGCAGAAGGAAAAUGCCACUGUCCCACUGGCCAUAUUUUAGUGGAAAGAAAUGUAGAUGGAACACUGUUGUCUCAAGCAACUUGUAAGCUCUGUGAUGGAAAGGAAUACACUUUUACAGUAGCAAAUGCUUUAGGAAACAGGUGUGUCCGAUGUGAGCCAACAUUCAUUAAUACCAGCGGGUCCUGUGCAUGUUUAAAACCUAACAUUUUAACAGGGGGUUUAUGUUUCAGCAGCACAGGGAAUUUACCUCAUAUGAUUUCAGCUGCACGUUAUGGAGAGCUUGGCAUGUCUUUAAUUUCAGAAUGGUUUGCAAAGUAUCUGCAAUCAUCAGCAGCUGCUUGUUGGGUAUAUGCCAAUCUAACAUCUUGCCAAGCUCUUGGAAAUAUGUGUGUGAUGAACAUGAAUUCUCAUGACUCUGUCACUUUUGAUGCAUGUCGACUAUUUCAGUUUGUCUUUGAACAUACUGCUGGACUACGCACUGUUCAUUCUGUUUCAUUUUGGAGACAGAAUCUUCCAUGGCUGUUUUAUGGAGAUCAGCUAGGAUUAGCACCUCAAAUCCUCAGUGCUACACCUCUUCCUACCAAUUUCAGUUUUAAAGGGCAAAAUCAGAAUACAAAAAUGAAGUUUGUUGCUGCUUCCUAUGAUGUCAGAGGAAAUUUUCUCAAGUGGCAAACUUUAGAAGGUGGUGUUUUACAGCUUUGUCCAGACACAGAAACAAAAUUAAAUGCUGCUUAUUCUUUUGGAACAACCUAUUUACAAAACUGUGUGAUUCCUCUCUCUAAGCUCCUAACCGACUUUCCCAUUCCUAUAUUUUAUGAUGUAUACCUUGAAUAUACCAAUGAACAUCAACAGCGAUAUAUUUGGGCUGUGCCUGUGUUAAAUCUAAAUCUUCAACACAACAAAAUGUUUGUGAACCAAGACAGUAACUCUGGCAAGUGGCUUCUGACUCGGCGCAUUUUCUUAGUGGAUGCACUAAGUGGACGAGAAAAUGACUUAGGAAGUCAGCCAAGGUUAAUUCGAAUUGCUACACAAAUAUCACUGAGCAUACGCCUUGUACCCAACACAAAAAAUGGAAACAUCUACCCUCCCUUAAUUACUAUUGGCUACAGUGACAUUGAUGUCAAAGAUCCCAACAGCCAGUUUGUAAAGAUUUCUUUCUCAGUCAAAUAUGAAAUGAAUCAAGAAGAAGCACGUACCCAGACAGAUAUUGCUUUGGGUGUGUUGGGUGGGCUAGCUGUUUUAUCAUCUCUUUUGAAGACAGCAGGAUGGAAGAGGCGCAUUGGGAGCCCUAUGAUUGAUUUGCAGACAGUUAUGAAAUUCUUGGUAUACUAUGCUGGCGAUCUGGCCAAUGUAUUUGUUAUCAUCACUGUGGGAACAGGUCUUUAUUGGCUUAUUUUCUUCAAAGCACAGAAGUCUGUCUCUGUUUUGCUACCGAUGCCGGCUCAGGAAGAACGUUUUGUUACUUAUGUUGGAUGUGCUUUUGCUCUGAAGGCUCUGCAAUUUUUGCAUAAGCUCAUAUCCCAGAUUACCAUUGAUAUAUUCUUUAUCGAUUGGGAGCGACCUAAAGGAAAGGUUCUUAAAGCUGUUGAAGGUGAGGGUGGUGUACGGAGUGCUACAGUUCCUGUAAGCAUAUGGAGGACAUAUUUUGUAGCAAAUGAAUGGAAUGAAAUUCAGACUGUGAGAAAAAUUAACCCACUCUUUCAAGUACUUACUGUCCUCUUCCUUUUGGAGGUGGUGGGAUUUAAGAAUUUAGCAUUAAUGGAUUCAUCCUCUAGUCUUUCCAGAAACCCAUCUAGCUACAUAGCUCCUUAUAGUCUCAUUUUGAGAUAUGCAGUGUCUGCGGCUCUUUGGCUAGUGAUUGGAAUUAUACAGAUCAUGUUCUUUGCUGUCUUUUAUGAGAGAUUUAUAGAAGACAAAAUUCGACAGUUUGUUGAUUUAUGCUGUAUGAGCAAUAUAUCAGUGUUUCUGUUAUCCCACAAAUGUUUUGGAUAUUACAUUCAUGGUAGAUCAGUACACGGACAUGCAGAUACUAAUAUGGAAGAAAUGAAUAUGAAUCUUAAAAGAGAAGCGGAAAAUUUGUGUAGCCAGAGAGGUUUGGUACCCAACACAGAGUGUCAGACUUUUCAGAUUGCAAUUUCUAGCCAGAUGAGACAGCAUUAUGACAGAAUUCAUGAGACACUAACAAGGAAAAAUGGCCCUGCUAGACUAUUGAGUUCAUCAACAAGUACUUUUGAACAGAAUAUAAAAGCAUAUCAUACUAUGAAUAAAUUUCUUGGCUCUUUCAUCGACCAUGUUCAUAAGGAAAUGGACUACUUGAUAAAAGAUAAAUUGCUUCUUGAAAGAAUUCUUGGAAUGGAAUUCAUGGAGCCAAUGGAUAAAAGCAUCUUUUACAAUGAUGAAGGUUAUUCUUUCAGCAGUGUUCUGUAUUAUGGAAAUGAAACCACUCUUCUUAUUUAUGAUCUGCUGUUCUUCUGUGUUGUGGACUUGGCUUGCCAAAAUUUUAUUUUUGCAGCCUUCCUUACAUACCUACAACAGGAGAUUUUUAGAUUUAUCCGUAAUAUAAUAGGACAGAAGAAUUUGGCAUCCAAAACAUUGGUGGAUCAAAGAUUUUUGAUUUAACUUAUUGAAUAGAUAACUCAAAGACUCAGUAGAAUCGUGGCCAAAAAAGUCAUGAUUAUCAGGUUAGUUUGCCAUAUUUUUUAAAACUUGUAAUAUAAAUUAUUCUAUUUUCAUUUGUUUUUAACCUCCAGAAAGAUUUAUUUUUAAUUUGUGGAUACAUAAUUUGCUUUGUGAUUAUAUAAUUUGAUAUAAUGGAAAAUACUCCAUUAUGUAUAAUAUUUAAUUCACCAAUUUAGAGAUUAGACAGCACUGACAAUGGGGCAAAAAGUCUGAAUGCUGCUUUCAGCAUAACACUUCUUAAUGGCAAUCAAAACAGUCUCCAUCAUUUGUCUGGAGAUUAUUUUUACGAUGGGGUUUGCCUGCAUUUUCUCACAUUGAAAAAAUUAUUUGAUUCCAGGUUCAACCCUAGUUUUUAGUUUUACAUAUUUUAUUGUUAAAUAAAUGUUGAGAAUAUUUUCAAGUUUA